AUGGUGCUCUACGAUGUCCGUCCGCCUUCCGAGGUUGAGCCUGGCCUAUUUGUCGCAGAUGUUCUUAAUACCUACCAGGAAUUUGUCCUACAUGAUAAUCACAUAUCAGGCGUGGUUUCUUUGGUUGGGAACGGCUGCUCACUGUGGCAGCAGCAAAAAUUUAAGCGACAUGUUAAACAUCAUCUCUGGAUAAGAUGUGACGACACAACGACACAAGACCUCAUCAAACAUAUGAAUGUCUUUUGUGACUUCCUCGAUGAAGUGUACGCUACUCCUCGAGAUUCAACUGCAAGCCCGGUGGAUAGCGAAUAUAAGGGCAAAUUUGGAUCCGACUGGCUCCCAUUUUUCACUACAGGUGGCUUCCAUAGCACCGAUGUGAAUCUUCAGCUAGUACAUCGCAAAUUCGAAAGAACGGGUGGACAUGAUGACGACGGAGAAGCCCCUGACACUAAUGUUAUCCUUGUGCACUGCGAGAGAGGAAUAUCUCGCUCCCCUACCAUGGUGAUUGCCUAUUUGAUGCGGAAAUAUGGCAAGAGCCGUGAUGCUGUGCUGGCGGAUGUGAAAGAAAAACGGAAGAUCCGGCCUAAUCAGGGCUUCUUAGACCAGCUGGAAGUAUGGGAGCAAGUGGAAUACCAGCCAUGGGAGGAUAGGGAGAAGACGAUCCCCAAAGCUCCUUAUAAGGCGUACCUGGAGAGGAGAGCAGUGCUACUCAAGGAGAAGGGUCUAACGGGAGACGAGCUGCCGGGGAUGCAGACCUUGGAUUUUUAA
Messenger RNA from Nannizzia gypsea CBS 118893, 768 nucleotides. RefSeq lists its product as hypothetical. The record is from RefSeq and is a predicted model, not a curated record. The coding region runs from base 1 to 768 and encodes 255 amino acids. Gene Ontology annotation, molecular function: protein tyrosine/serine/threonine phosphatase activity. Lineage: Eukaryota; Fungi; Ascomycota; Eurotiomycetes; Onygenales; Arthrodermataceae. The transcript has a single exon. Gene Ontology annotation, biological process: protein dephosphorylation.